Messenger RNA from Pelagomonas calceolata, 1005 nucleotides. NCBI's taxonomy places the organism in Eukaryota, Pelagophyceae, Pelagomonadales, Pelagomonadaceae. The record is from the annotation of a GenBank genome assembly.
AGCUAAUCACGCUCUUUUGGGUCGCGCCAAAAAGCGCGUGGCGCUACUCAAUAGACGUUCUCGUGGUAGCCCUGCAUCGCUUCCAAGGUACUGCGCUGCCGCCCUGCACGAGAGUCCGCGGGAACGCACGUACACGAACCCAGCUCUGAGAGCCACCCUUGGCUUCGGGUCGCCUGCGCCAACGACGCGCCAUUCGGGUCCACUACGCCAUCGACGCGGCAUUCGAGGUCGUCUACGCGACGCGACACCAUGUCCAGCGAAUCCACCAGCAAGCCGCCGACGCCGCCUGCGGCAUUCCGCAGCGCGCUCCUCUUCCCGGAAGAUGCAAAUUUGAAGGCGUACGCGACGCCCGACAGCCCAAGUGAGAACCCACUCAAUCAAACGCCGCCGUCGCCGCCGGUCGACGACGCCACCGCCGAGCCGGAGGUGCCGCCCGACGAGAAGGCCUACACGGCCGGCUACAAGGCUGGCUAUGCCGAGGGCUUCGCCGCCGGCCACGCCGCGGGCCUCCGGGCGGCCGCGGCGUCAAACACGGCAUCGAACUCCGGCUGGCGGGUCUUGACGCAGCCCGGGAACAGUGACGGAGGCGCGCCGCCGCCGCCGCCGGGCGCCUACGUCUUCCACUGCAGCUCCGAGACCGAGGCCGAGUGUUUGGAUAGGCGCCUGCUGGGCUGCAGCUACGCCAUGAAAGGCAAGGUCGAUGGCAUCGUCAAGGGGACUCCUUUAGUUCUGUACAACAUCAAGUCGCGGCGCGCCGUCGGGCCCUUUACCGCCACCGGACCGCCGCAGCGCAACAUCGCGAGGGGGGCGUUUGGCGGGCGCUUCGAUUUGCACGUGGCCUUCUUCGACGGGCCCUACGAGGUGUUGUUUGACGCAAACGUCGACUCGAAGAGCGGCAAGGGCCCGGACAUCGGGCGCUGGACGACGUGGGAGUCGGCCGUCGCGCAGAAGCGGCGGCGGUCGGCGCCGCGGAAGGCGUCGCCCUCGUAAGUAUGUGGUAAUUGA